Phaeodactylum tricornutum CCAP 1055/1 is the source of this 3166-nucleotide messenger RNA. RefSeq lists its product with no specific name. The transcript has 4 exons. The record is from RefSeq and is a predicted model, not a curated record. Lineage: Eukaryota; Bacillariophyta; Bacillariophyceae; Surirellales; Neidiaceae. The coding region runs from base 1 to 3132 and encodes 1043 amino acids.
AUGCCUCGCCUUUUGAACAAAAAGCGACGUCGUCGCAAGAUAUCUUUAGAAGUGCACCGAACCUACCGCUCCCCAACGAAGUUCUACGACGAAUGCUUCGUCCGGGUGUUGGAACCAGCCACCAAGGCAGGGCGCCGUGCGGCUCGCCGUCGCGCUCGCCACCGCACUUCUGGUCAGCCUGAAGCGUCUCUGGCUACCAUUGACGCGGAGGAUGACGAAGAUGAUGGAGACGAAGAUUCUACCGUUGUCCCGGCCGAGUAUCUGGACGGGGCCCGGGAUGAAGAAAACACGGGUAUUGAGGGGUGGAGAGCCAAGUAUCGUUUCCCAAUCAGCGGGUUAAAGGUCAAAAAUACUUACAAAGAUGCUGUUAUUGUCGCGAUUCUGCUGGGAAAACUCAAGCAGACUCGAGAACUUAUUUUUGACAGCGUGAGUCUUGCGGAAGAUUUUUGCAAGGUCUUGGAAAAGGAGCUGGAAGGCGAAGAACAACGGGCUGAAGCUAAGGUCAAAGCGGAAUUUGGCGAUAUCGUCAUGCCACAGGGCGAAAUCACUUUGCUGAUGGAGAUUGUUUCGGGUUGGAAUUUGCCGAUUGGCGACUUCGACAAAUCAGACCCGUUCGUGAUCUGUAUGUUGAACGGCAAAGAAGUUCACCGGACCAAAUACAUCUCCAAAACGUUGGAUCCUAUUUGGACACUCAAGACGGGAUCUUUGUUCCUACUCACAAUAAAUCCGAAGGAGCUCUUCCUCAGCGAAGGCCUGCUCUGCCUCGUCAUGGACUUUGACAAGGUCGGAAAGAACGAGAAGCUUGGGGCUAUUACAAUUCCUCCCCGAGUUCUUUUUGAUUCAAAAGGUGACCGUAUGGAAUUCAAACUUGGGCCCCCUCCUGGGAAAACUGGAGAAGUUGACGGUCAUCUGGCUAUACGCUGUCGACGGGCGUCCGAACACGACAUCCACUUCUUGAAAGACUACGCAGAUUCGCAGAAACGCAAUGCCCUGCAAAACCGCUUUCACAAAGAACCCGCACAGAGUACAGACACGAAAGGAGGCUCUGGCAAUAUUGCCUCCUACUUUCGCAGGCAAAGUCGAACGGUCAAGGAUGGCAACGAGGAAGUCAAGGAGUACAAAGUUCGACCUGGUCCACAUCCGAAGCGCAAAGAUCAAACAACAUGGAUGACUCAUGAUCAGGUGGAAAAGGAGAGUUUGAAGGAAUCAGAGGAAUGGAUUGAUACAGGCAGUGGGAAACUCGGGCGACUAUUUGUCGAAAUUAUUGGAUGCGACGACCUUCCAAACCUUGAUACCGGCGGACGCAACAAAACGGACACUUUCGUCUCGAUUGUGUACCAAGAUUCUGUAGUUUCAACAGACAUCAUCGAUGACUGUUUGAGUCCUCGAUGGAUGCCCUGGACUAAGCGUGCGUUCAUUUUCCACAUCAUGCAUAGCAGCAGCCAACUCUUUCUUGGAGUUUUCGACUUCGACGAAGGUAUCAAUCCAACUGACGAUCACGACUUGGUUGGACGUGUUUCGGUCGAUUUGACGAACUUACGCAAAGACACAUUAUACACUUUAAAGUAUAACAUCUUUACGACAGCCCGCAUGGCAGAUCGCAAGCGGCGGGGGUCGAUCACGGUACGAUUGCGUCUCGAAAUUGAAGACGACCGAAAACUCUUACUAAGCAACCUGGAGCCUCCGCCUGACAUGUAUGUCAACGUGAAAAAGCGCAAAGAUUUCCGAGUAGUGCGAUACACAUGCACGGGAAAGUAUGACAUGACGAAGUAUGAUAUGAAGUACAUCAAUUCGUACAUCGAAGAGCUACUGUCAAUCCAGCAUGUCCUAUAUUACCUACAGGAUGCACUCAUGGUAUUGAUCUUGUGGCGUGGAACGCUACCAAUUGAAAUUCGUGGCGAAACGUACAAGUUCCCUGUUCACUCUCUAUCUGCUUUUAUUGCUGCAGUUUUGUUGGUAGAGCAGCCCCAAUUGAUCCCCUCGCUGUUUUUUGGGUGUAUUGCUUGGUUAAUUAUAGCAAUCAUGGACUACCGCCAAAACCUACCAGACCUCUGGAGUCGUUGCAAAACUUUUCGUGAGUUCAUAUACAUACUUUUUGUCGGAAAAUCACCUAUUUCACCUCACAACAUCAAGCAAUACGAGCAAUACGAAGAAGCCAAAAAGUUUCUCGAGGACCAGCAAAAACGUAUUGAAGAGUCGGAGAAGGCAGCUGAAAGAGCGUACGAAGAGUCUGUCAAAGCGCAGGAAGAGUACGAGCGAGAAAUGGAAGAAAUUGGAGAAGCAGAUGUGGACAUUAGUACGAAAACAGGUGGAGUAUCCCUCGACCCUUUUAAACCUAUUUUAUUUCCCGUCCAGCAAAAUCUUGCGCUGAUUUGUCGAUAUCUGCGACAUGUUCGCUACGUUCUGUUUUGGGAAGAAUGCUACAUUGCAUUCUGGGUUUCUGCCGGAUGUCUUCUGCUGUCAAUUAUCUGUGUGUUUAUUCCUUGGUUCUUUCUGAUCAAAUGGACGUCUCGAUUUUUGGUUUGGUUCACAUUUGGUCCUUGGAUGAAGCUUGUGGAUGUCUACUAUGUUGGCAAGAUAAAGCCACCUACCGAAGCGGAGAUUCAGGAGAAGAAGAAACUGGAUCGAGAAAAGCGCCGUCUUCAGACCUCCGCCGCCGCUGCAAAGGCUCGGGUUAAAAGAGAGAACGCAACAAAGCUUAAGGCUAUGAAAAAGUACAUGUUUGGGAGGUACAUUGCCAAGGUUCCAAUUCUAAAAGAAGACCGUUACCGUGACCUUCCAUUACCCUCCUCCACUGCCGUUCCAUACCGCCCUAAGCCGCUACCGUUGUCUGAACUCGCGAUGCAGGAAGCAGGCUAUCAUCGAACUCGCCUUCCCGGCCAACAUCUAGUUGGUGACAUGAUUCCUAGGGCGGAAACUCUAGGUUUUACAGAAGCUCCAAUAGGCCAAGCAACUGCACACCCACGUCUUGUGGAUAAAAAGCGGCCCGGUGGUAAUAUCUCUUCAGGUUUGGAGUCGACCACUAGUGCUUAUGCCAAGAUUGGAUCGCUCAUUGUUGCGGCUGGUUUGAUUAGCUGGUUUUGUGUCCCUGUAUUUGCCGCGAUGGCCGAGAAAGUUAUCAAUUUCUUCUAGCCUUCUAAAACUUUUUUAAAACAUAGGCACUUGA